Meriones unguiculatus (Mongolian gerbil) is the source of this 2380-nucleotide messenger RNA. It is a transcript of the gene Hemk1, whose product is annotated as HemK methyltransferase family member 1. Gene Ontology annotation, cellular component: mitochondrion. Gene Ontology annotation, molecular function: protein methyltransferase activity; nucleic acid binding. Gene Ontology annotation, biological process: protein methylation. The transcript is spliced from 14 exons. The record is from RefSeq and is a predicted model, not a curated record. The coding region runs from base 1012 to 2046 and encodes 344 amino acids. NCBI's taxonomy places the organism in Eukaryota, Metazoa, Chordata, Mammalia, Rodentia, Muridae.
CCGACAGCCAAAAGAGAUUCUCUGAGAGUACCUCUGACCCUGGUGGCCUGCCGGAAGUUGGGCCGUGGACUGUAGGUGACCAAGCCCUUUCUGGGCCAGAAUUCGGGCUCCUGGCCAAUUCCUCCCAAACCGGGGCAGAAUCGUAAGCUGAAAAUGCAUAGGUACAGAUGUUUGCUGAGAGCGCAAGACCUGGAGCCUCUGAAGUCUACUUUGAACUCUAGCUUGAUCCUACCGAGUUUAUGACGUUGAACGGUAUGUCUGUGCAUUAGGUUUGUGUCUGAAUUCCUGAAUUCCAGGAAGCCAGAAAAGGGCAUUGGAUCCUUUGGUCCUGGAGUUAACAGUUACUCAGAAUUGAACCUGGGUCCUCUGGAAAAGCCAUCUCUCCAGACCUCCUUGUACUGGGAUUUCUAGGGUUUCGUGUGGCCCAGUCUGGCCUUGAAAGAUAAAGUUGUCUCCAUGCCUCCACCUUCCAAGAGCUGGGAUUUCUAAGUGUGUAUCACCACACCCCACUUACGGGCAUCAGACCCAGCUUUGUGCAUGUUAGAUAUGACAGCGUUUGCUUCAAGCAAUCACCGCAUGUUGGAGACACAUCUCUGCGAUCUGAAGGAAGACUAGCGGGUCUGGGGCCCUACGCUACACCUCACACAUUCUUGCACUUUGCCCCUAGUGGGGCUGCGGCUGCCGGUCAGUUCAGCCUCCCCGCUGUCCACAAUCUUCCAAGGGGAAUCCGGCCGCUGCAGGAACCCUAGAUCAGAGAGACGUGGUCCACACGAGCCCUUUCUCAACUGCACCGAGGCGGAAGCAAGGCGCUGAGGGAGUACAGUGCAGGCUACGCACAUCCGGGGGCUAACCCUGGGGCUGUUUCCUGGUGACGGUGUGCGAGUAGGGCACUUGUGCAUCGCCUCUAGCAGGGUGACAACAUCUGAGAAAACGGCCCAGCCCAGGGAUCACUCCCAGUCCCAACCUCAGCAACUGAUAGCACAAGGGAGCUUGGAAAUCUUUCUCCAAGACAUGAAGCUUUGGGGCCGAAUUCUUUGGAGCCUCCUCUCUGGUCCCAGGGGAAGAAGGGGAGUCUCCCAGGGCUGGGCCUUCAACUCACAGAAGUCUCAUUCAUGUCUGGCUGGGCUGUUGAGUGCCACAGAGAUGGUGAGCCACUGGACACGGGUCUUUGAGGAAAGAGGUAUCCCAGAGGCCCGGGAAUCCUGUGAGUACAUCGUGGCUCAUGUCCUUGGAGCCAAAACAGUUAAGUGCAAUUUUCAGAGCCUGAGACCGGUACUUCGGACCAAGCUUCUGACCCCUCAACAACGGGAGUCCAUUCAGGAGCUAUGUAGCCAUCGGUUACAGAGGAUGCCAGUGCAGUAUAUCCUUGGGGAGUGGGACUUUCGGGGGCUCAGUCUGAAGAUGGUACCUCCAGUGUUCAUUCCUCGGCCAGAGACAGAAGAACUAGUUGAAUGGGUCUUAGAGGAAGUUGCCCAGAGGGCCCCUGCAGUGGGACCCCAAGGUGGUCCUCUCAUUCUGGAGGUGGGCUGUGGAUCAGGAGCCAUUGCUCUCAGCCUGCUGAGCCAGCUCCCCAAGAGUCAAGUUAUUGCUGUGGAUAAGGCAGAAGCCGCUGUUAGUCUCACCCGUGAGAAUGCUCAGAGGCUUCAGUUGCAGGACAGGAUUCAAAUCAUCCCCCUUGAUGUGACCUCAGAGGGGCAUUGGACACACCUUCUGCCCUGUGCCCCCGUGGACUUGGUGGUCAGCAACCCUCCGUACGUCUUCCACAAGGACAUGGAACAACUGGCUCCAGAGAUCUGCAGUUAUGAAGAUCUGGCGGCCCUGGAUGGUGGUGAGGAAGGCAUGGACGUCAUUACCCACAUCUUGACCUUGGCACCCCAGCUCUUGAAUGCCUCUGGAAGUAUCUUCUUAGAAGUGGACCCAAGGCACCCAGAGCUUGUCAGCAGCUGGCUUCAGAGCAGGCCUGACCUGUACCUUAGUCUUGUGGCUGUCCGUAAAGACUUCUGUGGGAGGCCCCGGUUCCUGCAUGUCCAGAAGUCUGCAUCAUAGUGUGGCUACUUUGUGAACACCUGGCCAGGAUUCUAGCCUGCUGGGCGCACCUGGCUGCCCCUGCAUGGGUGUUCUCAGAGGAAGGUGUACAGUGCCUUCCCAAACCCGAGGUGUGGCCCAUGGUUCUGUGAUUCCUCAUGGUGAAUGUUUCUAGAAGACGCGGAAACACAGAGGGAGUGUUCUUCCCAGGGCAGCAAAGAACAGAGACUCAAGAGCUGGGUUUCCAGCCGAGCGCUAUCCUCUCAGUGUAGGGGCCUACUUGGUGUUCCUCUUGGUGAAAUUGCUGUGAUGAUAUUGGGAAGUGUGGCCAGUAAAGUAUUGAGAGAACAAUAAA